Besnoitia besnoiti is the source of this 2187-nucleotide messenger RNA. Its product is annotated as RNA polymerase II accessory factor CDC73. Gene Ontology annotation, cellular component: Cdc73/Paf1 complex. Bases 1 to 2187 code for a protein of 728 amino acids. Lineage: Eukaryota; Apicomplexa; Conoidasida; Eucoccidiorida; Sarcocystidae. The record is from RefSeq and is a predicted model, not a curated record. Gene Ontology annotation, biological process: transcription elongation by RNA polymerase II; positive regulation of transcription elongation by RNA polymerase II. The transcript is spliced from 5 exons. Gene Ontology annotation, molecular function: RNA polymerase II complex binding.
AUGAAGGGAGGAGCGACAGGAAGACCGGAGGGCGAGACCUUGCCGGUCGCUCCCCAGUCGUCUUCCGCUGAGGCUGGCGACGCGUCGCCUGCGGCGCCCGCCUCUCCACCCCCACUUGGAGAGCGAGGCGAGGGGAGUGGCUUUUCUGUCGACCCGCUCGCGCUGAUUCACGCCAGCCUGAACAAGAAGUCUCCGUCCUUCUCUGCCCCGUCGUCUGGCUCGCCUUCGUGCCACCUGGAGCACGUUCGCGGCGAGGAGGCGCUCGUCUUCCCCGAUCUGAACUGCUACCUGCCAGCUGGACUCCCCUCUGGCCUCGAGAGUCGCCGCAAAGAGUCGUUCUCGCUCGCGGACAUCUUUCUGCUGCUCUCCACUCCCAAGGAGCUCUACACAUACAGCCACAUCACGCAGAAGGGUCACAGGUACAUCAACGUUUUGGAGCGCUCUAAGAUCAUUGCUUUCUUCGAGUCCCUCGCAUCGUCCUCGUCUCCGAGCAAGCUCGCCGCCGCCGCGUCGGCUGUCGCGCCCCUGGGAGGCGGCGGCGCCGGCGCCGUUGUCGCGCGGCUCGAGGAGAAGGCGCGCUUGCCCGGGAGUGUGUUCUCUUCUUCGCUGGAGGACGCCUCUGUCUCGCGCGCGCAGACGCUUUUCGUGCUGGAUGCCUCCAGGCCUGUCAAUCUGCCUGGAUUGCUCGACGGCAGCCGCGGCAGGCUGCUUGACGGCGAGGAAGGCGGCGAGGACGAAGGCUCGCUGCCCGCCUGGGGCCGGAGGGAGAAGAACUUCAUAUCCGACGAGCGCCUGGAGAAGGUCAUGCCGCAGACCUGGACCGACGUCGACACUCGCCAGGUCGCCUUAUAUGCGAAGAACGCCGUCCACGCCUACGAUGAGGCGAGGCGGAGGAAGCGCGGCGAGGGUCAUGCGGGGGAGGGGGGUGAGAAGAAGCUGAAGGUGAGCGAGCAGGGGGAGCGGGAGGACGGAGAGCAGGAAAAGGAAGAGAAAGCCGAGCAGCGCAUGCGAGAGGCGCUGGCGUCUCUCGCGUUUGCUCGCCUCGAACGCCCGCUGGUGCAGCGGUGCAGCGCGGUUCAGCUUGCGGGCUUUUCGUUCGAGUCGAUCCUGCAGAAGUUCCGCGAAGUCGAGAAGGAGAGAGUUGCAGGAAGGUCGCUGGCGGUCUUCUCGCACUUGCCAAAGAAAGACGGCUCCCAUCCAAGCAGCCGAAUGAGACUCGACGGCUCAAUCGCGGCGCGCAGACCCGACGCGAGCCGCCCAAGCGGAGCUCCAGGCUGCGCGCGCAGAGAAGCCGAGACAAAGUCCUCAAGAAUCUGCGUCUUGGAGGAAGUUUACGCGUACCGGAAGAGGAAAGCGAUCAUCCUCAUUCCGCCCGUCACGUCUGUCGGGGGCAGCAGCUCCUCGUCUGCGCUUCUGAAUCGCUACAACAUCGUCGACCUGCUGGAAAACGGGCAGUUCGUCUUCCCGCAGGAAGCCAAGGAACGCGCAGCCCGAGAGGGGACGCUCGGCGCAGACCAGGGUCGGCUCGAGGUGCGUCACGAGAUUCGCAACAAAGUGUUCAAGUUCAUGCUGGUCGAGACGAGCUACGCCGCCAAGUUCACGCCUGAGCAGUGGAAGUGUGUCGUAGCCGUCGUCAUCAACGCCGCCUCUGCGUCGUCGCUCAAACUCCACUUCGGCGGCUGGCCAUUCCGAGACUGGAUCGACCUUUUUCUCAGUUACAAGGGCGUCAUGUUCGCGUACGAAGAGGACGCCAUUCCCCCCGAGGUGUCUAGCCUCAGCGUGAAGGUUAUUCGUCUGUCGCGUUCUCAUCGCUACAACGACGCGGCCGCAGCUUCGGACUUUUGGGCCACACUGGAGGAGUUCCUUCUCCAGCCGCGCCGGCUCUGUCUGGCGUUUGAUCGGCGGCUCGACGCCGCUCUAAACAGAGACAACGGCGCCCUAAAGCCGGGUGCGUCCUCAGGCUUCGCUUCCUCGCGAGGCCUAGGCGACGCGCAGAGGGUGCCUGGAGCCUCAGGAAGCGCCUACGGCGCAGGCGCCGGGGAGGCGUUGCACCCUGCGCAUCAACACCACUUCGCCCACCACCCGCAUUCAGGGGUAGGGACGCCCCUUCAUGGGCACCCAGGCCCGGGAAUCCCCGGGGGAGGGUACCACCGCGCCCAGCAGGCGGUGCACUACGGUCAGCGUUAA